Molecule: messenger RNA, 1783 nt
Organism: Sardina pilchardus (European sardine)
Lineage: Eukaryota; Metazoa; Chordata; Actinopteri; Clupeiformes; Clupeidae
Gene: ugt5d1
Product: UDP glucuronosyltransferase 5 family, polypeptide D1
Exons: 2
Coding region: 145-1746 (533 amino acids)
Molecular function (GO): UDP-glycosyltransferase activity
Source: RefSeq, a predicted model, not a curated record
CAAGCAAGCACACACAUGCAGAUUUGGUAAUAAUGCUAUACACGUGCAGAGGCAGAUGCCGACAUCAAAGUUGUUGAUGACAAAGUAGCUUUUGGUAAUCAAGAAUUGGCUCCCACUGGACUGGCUCCCACAGAUAUUUAGAUCAUGGGGUCCGGUACUUUGCAAUCUGUAGAAAAUGUAGCACUGAAAGCUGCUUUUCUUUUAGCUAUGUUUGUGCAAACCUGCAACGGUGGGAAUAUCUUAGUCUUCCCCGUGGACGGCAGCCACUGGGUCAACAUGAAAAUUCUGAUGGAGGAGCUGCACGCCAAGGGUCACAGCAUGACCCUCAUCCGUCCGUCCACGAGCUGGUACAUUCCGGAGACAUCUCCCCUCUGCACCGUCAUCACCGUCCCGGACGAGAUCCGAUUUGAUGAUUUUUUUGAUGUCUACUUAAAGAGGCAAAUAGAAUUUCUGAAGGGGGAGGCGUCUGUGCUGAAAUUCCUCAGCAUUCAGUGGGAGUUCUUUGAUAUGCUGUCGAAUGCCCACCACCUCCUUUGCAACUUGCUGUCACGAAUGAUCGACGACAGAGAGCUCAUUCAACGACUGCAGAACGAAAAAUUCGACCUCGUCCUCACUGAUCCGGCCAUCUCUGCAGGGGUCAUGCUAGCCCACUACCUCAAGCUUCCCCUCGUACUGAACGCGCGCUGGAUCUGUAGCGGCGAGGGUCAUUUCGCCAUCGCUCCCUCCCCUCUGUCCUACAUCCCUGUUCCUGGAUCAGGCAACUCUGACGACAUGACUUUUUCCCAAAGGGUGAAGAACGUCUUCUUUUACGGCAUAAUGCUGAUUCAGGACAUGUAUGUAGUGAGACCACAUUAUAAAGAGCUAUGCCAUAAGCAUUUUGAUGAAGAUUGCGAUGUUCUCGCCUACACUCAGGAGGCUGACAUCUGGCUGAUGAGGCUGGACUUUGUCUUUGACUUUCCCCGGCCCACCAUGCCCAAUGUGGUCUACAUGGGGGGGUUCCAGUGCAAGCCAUCCAAAGCCCUCCCAGAUGACCUGGAGGCUUUCGUUCAGAGCGCAGGGGAACAUGGGUUUGUUAUCAUGUCCCUGGGGACUUUGGUCAAAGGACUCCCCAGUGAGAUGGCCGACGAGAUAGCGGCCGCAUUCGCAAAACUGCCGCAAAAGGUCAUCUGGAGGCAUCUGGGCGAAAGGCCAUCGACGCUGGGCAACAACACCAUGCUGGUGCAGUGGAUGCCCCAGAACGACCUCCUGGGCCACUCCCAGAUCAAGGCCUUUGUCGCCCACGGGGGCACGAACGGAGUUCAGGAGGCCAUCUACCACGGCGUGCCUGUCCUCGGCGUCCCGCUGUUUUUCGACCAGUUCGACAACCUGCUGCGCGUGAGGGAGAGGGGCGGUGGGCUGAUCCUGGACCUGUCCGAACUGAACCAGCACACCUUCCACGCGAGCUUGCAGGAGAUCACACAGAACCCCAGCUACAGGGAGAACAUGCAGAGGCUGUCCCGACUCCACAGGGACCAGCCCAUGGGCCCGCUGGACCAGGCCGUGUUCUGGAUCGAGUUCGUCAUGAGGAACAAGGGAGCCGCCCAUCUACGCACUGACUCCUACAAGAUGCCCUGGUACGCCUACCACUCAGUAGAUGUCAUCGUGACGCUGCUGUCUUUGUUUGGGCUCCUUGUGCUGACUACUGUAGCAACUAUUAGAUAUCUGUGUUGCAGACUGUGCUGCAGAAAGAAAAUAAAGCGCGAGUGACCUGAUUGAAAUGAAUUAAAUUUAUUGCCACAUUAAA